Molecule: messenger RNA, 615 nt
Organism: Mercenaria mercenaria
Lineage: Eukaryota; Metazoa; Mollusca; Bivalvia; Venerida; Veneridae
Product: sialic acid synthase-like
Exons: 1
Coding region: 1-615 (204 amino acids)
Biological process (GO): carbohydrate biosynthetic process
Molecular function (GO): N-acylneuraminate-9-phosphate synthase activity
Source: RefSeq, a predicted model, not a curated record
AUGUCAGAUUUAACCAUCGUAGAACAAAGUGUUCGUUCUGUGUUAAAAUACAAUCACGAUUUAACACUAUUACAAUGUACAUCCAGUUAUCCAACGCCAGACAACGAGGUCCAGUUGAAUGUAAUACGCACCUACCAACGGAUGUUUCCAAAUAUCAAAAUAGGGUUUUCAGGUCAUGACCAAGGAACACCUCUGACCCUUGCUGCUGUGGCAAUGGGAUGUGUAGUUAUUGAAAGACAUGUAACGUUAGAUAAAGAAAUGAAAGGUUCUGACCAUAUUGCUUCUUUAGAUAUGAGCGAAUUAGCAAUGCUCGUUCGAGAUAUUCGUCGCAUCGAUUCCGCAAUGGGAACCGGCAUAAAGCGCAUUCAACCGUCUGAACAAACGUUCAUGAAAAAACUUGGAAAACGUCUUGUGUUUAAGCACUCAUUUGAAAAAGGGUCUAAAAUUACGCCUAAAGAUGUCAUGGCUAAAGUGAGUUUUAAAACUGCUGACGAUGUACCUUUAACCGACACAGAAUGGGAAUUCCGUGAAUUACAAAGCGACGUGGUUCAAAAUGAAAAUGUGAAAAUAUUUCACUUUAGAAGUGUGUCUGAGUCAUCUGACAGCAGUGGGUAA